GUCACCGCCAUGACAACGCCGGAAAAGGAAGACUUCCACUUCCGGUGCCGGCCCGGCUUCAUGACCCGGAAGCUCAGCUUAGCCCUCUUCCGGUACGUAGCUCACAUUGCCUCGCGGAUCUGUGGCGCCGGUGUGAUCCUCGGAGCUGCCGAGAUGAAGCCGAUCCUGCUCCAGGGCCACGAGCGAUCCAUCACGCAGAUCAAGUAUAACCGCGAGGGAGACCUGCUCUUCACCGUGGCCAAGGACCCCAUUGUCAAUGUAUGGUACUCAGUGAAUGGAGAGAGAUUGGGCACCUACACUGGGCACACUGGAGCUGUGUGGUGUGUGGAUGCUGAUUGGGACACCAAACAUGUCCUUACUGGCUCUGCCGACAACAGCUGCCGCCUCUGGGAUUGUGAGACAGGGAAGCAACUGGCUCUGCUGAAGACCAACUCAGCUGUCCGUACAUGUGGAUUUGACUUUGGAGGCAACAUUAUCAUGUUCUCCACAGACAAGCAGAUGGGAUACCAGUGCUUUGUCAGUUUCUUUGAUCUGCGGGACCCCAGCCAGAUCGAUAGCAACGAACCUUAUAUGAAGAUCCCAUGUAAUGCUGAUGCUAAGAUCACAAGUGCCGUGUGGGGACCCUUAGGGGAGUGUAUCAUUGCUGGCCAUGAAAAUGGGGAACUCAACCAGUACAGUGCUAAGUCUGGAGAAGUGAUGGUGAAUGUCAAGGAGCAUUCGAGGCAGAUUAAUGAUAUUCAGACAUCCCGAGACAUGACAAUGUUCGUCACUGCCUCUAAGGACAAUACAGCCAAGCUCUUUGACUCCACGACCCUUGAGCAUCAAAAAACAUUCAGAACAGAACGACCUGUCAACUCAGCCGCUCUCUCUCCUAUCUACGAUCAUGUAGUCCUGGGUGGUGGGCAGGAGGCCAUGGAUGUAACCACAACCUCCACCAGAAUUGGCAAGUUUGAGGCCAGGUUCUUCCAUAUUGCCUUUGAAGAGGAGUUUGGAAGAGUCAAGGGUCACUUUGGCCCCAUCAACAGUGUUGCUUUCCAUCCUGAUGGCAAGAGCUACAGCAGUGGUGGGGAGGACGGCUACGUCCGAAUUCAUUACUUCGAUCCACAAUACUUCGAGUUUGAGUUUGAAGCGUGAGGAGUUGAAACUGGCCUCUCCUGACCCUCUUGCUCUGAUUAAUGAGUUGUGGACAUCAAAAAAUAAACCAAAUGGAAUGUGA
Antechinus flavipes (yellow-footed antechinus) is the source of this 1216-nucleotide messenger RNA. RefSeq names its product eukaryotic translation initiation factor 3 subunit I (gene EIF3I). The record is from RefSeq and is a predicted model, not a curated record. Gene Ontology annotation, cellular component: cytoplasm; eukaryotic translation initiation factor 3 complex, eIF3m. Lineage: Eukaryota; Metazoa; Chordata; Mammalia; Dasyuromorphia; Dasyuridae. The transcript is spliced from 11 exons. Gene Ontology annotation, molecular function: RNA binding; translation initiation factor activity; protein binding. Bases 10 to 1134 code for a protein of 374 amino acids. Gene Ontology annotation, biological process: cytoplasmic translational initiation.